Molecule: messenger RNA, 894 nt
Organism: Peromyscus maniculatus bairdii (prairie deer mouse)
Lineage: Eukaryota; Metazoa; Chordata; Mammalia; Rodentia; Cricetidae
Source: RefSeq, a predicted model, not a curated record
AUGACUUCUCUUUCCCUCAUCAUUGGCCUAGUUGGGCUGGUUGGAAAUGCCAUAGUGCUGUGGUUUUUGGGAUUCCACAUGCACAGGAAUGCCUUCUCUGUCUACAUCCUCAACCUGGCUGUGGCUGACUUUCUCUUCAUAUGCUUUCAAAUUGUACUUUGUCUUCAUAUUAUUUUGAACAUCUUCUACUCCAAGACCAUUGGCAUGCCCCCUUUUUGUUUUGUUGUGUUAAACUUUGCCUAUCUUUGUGGCUUGAGCAUCCUCAGUGCCAUUAGCUUUGAACGAAGCCUGUCUGUCAUGUGGCCCAUCUGGUAUCGUUGCUAUCACCCAAGGCACACAUCAGCUGUCAUAUGUACCCUGACUUGGUUUCUGUCCCUGUUGUUGAGCCUCCUGGAAGGGAUGGAAUGCGGCUUCCUAUUUGAUAGUCUUGGCCCUGAUUGGUGUCAGGCAUUUGAUUUCAUCACUGCUGCAUGGCUAAUUGUUUUAUUUGUGAUUCUCUUGGGGUCCAGUCUGGCCUUAAUUGUUACUAUCUUCUGUGGCUCACAGAGGAUUCCUGUGACUAGGCUGUAUGUGACCAUUGUGUGCACAGUGCUGGUCUUCCUGCUCUUUGGUUUGCCCUAUGGGAUCUUCUGGUUCCUCUUAGCAUGGAUUGACAAUUUUCAAUCUGUAAUGCUUUGUAAUUUUUAUCCAGUGACAAUAUGUCUGUCCUGUUUUAACAGCUGUGCCAAUCCCAUCAUUUACUUCCUUGUUGGCUCUAUUAGGAAUCGUAGGUUCCAGAGAAACACUCUCAAGCUACUUCUGCAGAGAGCCAUGCAGGACACUCCUGUGGAGGAAGAAAGUGGAGAAGGAGAAUCUUCAGGAAGAUCUAGGGAAAUGAAACCAGUCUGGCAGUGA